UUCACACUUCACACUUGUUAUCUUACAGUCAGCUGAUUUCAUACAAAGAUCAGUCUGCUUUCUGCAGCUAGAGUUGGACUUUGCCAUUGAACAACUGAUUCCCAGUAAACACUAAAUAAUAAAUAAAUCAUGACUAAAUACGAGGACGUUGCUAUUCAUGGCUACGAGGAAUUUUGUAAAGCUGUGUCUGAAAGAAAAGGAAAAGAGAUUUUCGCUUACUUCUCUGGAGAUAAAGAUGACCAGGGCAAGAGCUGGUGUCCGGACUGUGUGAAAGCAGAGCCAGUGGUUAGAGGAGAGCUGUCUCAUCUGCCGGAGGGAUCUGUCUUCAUUUACUGCCAAGUAGGAGAUAGACCUUACUGGAAGGACCCAAAUAAUGACUUUAAGAAGAAUCUGAAGCUGACUGGAGUACCCACACUACUGCGCUAUGGAACGCCCCAGAAGCUGGUUGAAGAGGAGUGUUUUAAAGUAGACCUGGUUCGAAUGUUGUUCACAGAGGAUUAAUGUCCUGUCACAUACUGCUUGAUGACAACAGCAUUUCAAACAGUUUCUUUGAAUGAAUGACACGGUUUUUCUGCUAAUUCAUUUUGUCAUUUGUAAUCUGUGCUUCUGCUCGGCAAUGUUCAGCAAAACAAAUUGUGGUCUGGAAUUAUUCUGUGGUGAUUGUACAAGUCUGGAAAGCAUUUGUGCAAAUUAAACUGUGUAUACAAAGAAGAUUUCAUUUGUAACAUCACCAGACAUUUCAAGUUUACUAUCUAGUGAUUUUCAAAAAAGGGACUGACUAUACUUUCAAACAACUUUAAGGGAUAGUUCACCCCAAAAAUGAAAAUCUUCAUCAUUUACUCACCCUUGAGUGGUU
This is a messenger RNA of Sinocyclocheilus rhinocerous, 856 nucleotides long. RefSeq names its product thioredoxin domain-containing protein 17. The transcript is spliced from 4 exons. The coding region runs from base 130 to 501 and encodes 123 amino acids. The record is from RefSeq and is a predicted model, not a curated record. Gene Ontology annotation, cellular component: cytosol. Gene Ontology annotation, molecular function: protein-disulfide reductase [NAD(P)H] activity. Lineage: Eukaryota; Metazoa; Chordata; Actinopteri; Cypriniformes; Cyprinidae.